Messenger RNA from Strongylus vulgaris, 243 nucleotides. Lineage: Eukaryota; Metazoa; Nematoda; Chromadorea; Rhabditida; Strongylidae. The record is from the annotation of a GenBank genome assembly.
AUGCUGCUUACAUUGGCGAGAAGGCUUGAAGCGUUAGAGAGAAGAUCUGUCAACUAUCGCUCCGAAGCAGAAGUACUUGGCCCAUUUCGUGAAGCAAACGGAAAAAGGACGUUAAAAGAGAAGCCGAAACCGGCUAAGGACCCACUAGAAGUAGAUGUGGAGCUCUCGUCGGAUGACAGCGAAAACAAGGUGAUCAACUUGCGAGAAGAGACUUCAAUCAAGAAAAAGAAGAGUUGCAACUAG